AAAAGACUACAAGACUCAUACUAUUGCCACUAGGAUGACAAAGGAAUACACCUAGCUACCCCCUUACCUUCUGCCCUAAUUCUCGACUUCCACACCCUCCUAAUUAGGGUUAUGUCGUUACUAAGCUCAAGUAGCAUCAUGUCCCGCUUAAUCACCUCACCCUAAUCACCUGAUAUAGAUCUUCCUUCACCAAAAAUCUUAAGUCUUGAUUCCUCUUGGCGUUUAUGAUGCCACCUAGGACUACCGAUCUACCUGAAAAUGUUGUCAAUGCCAUUCUGAUGCGUUUGCCUUUGCGAGAUGCGAUGAGGACGAGCAUCUUAUCAAAGAAAUGGAGGUAUAACUGGUGCAGACUUCCACAGUUGACACUUGAUGAUAAACUUUGGAAGACGACAGAUAACUUUCCAUCCCCUUCUAUUAAGUUUGCAAGCAUUAUGUACAGCAUUUUGACCCUUCAUUGUGGACCAGUUACUAAGUUUACCCUCUCCAUGUCUGAACUGAAAAAGUAUCCUCAGAUUGGCAGCUUGAUAUAUUUCCUCUCUAGGAACGGCAUUGAACAUCUUGUUCUUCAAUUUUCGGAGUGGAACCGAUACAAAUUGCCUCCAUCAUUUUUCACGUGUUCGCAGUUGAGGCAUUUGACACUCCAAAAUUGUUUAAUAUGUCCUCCACCAGCCUUCAAAGGAUUUGAUAUGUUAAUUAGUCUGGAACUGUGUUAUGUCUCAAUUUCCUCUACGUCACUAGAAAGUUUAAUCUCUUGUAGCCCGUUUCUUGAGAAUUUAGUAUUGAAAAUCUCAGAUACUGUAAACCACAUUCAAAUUAAAGCUCCCAAUUUGAGAUCCUUCGACUUCUCGGGCUUUAUAAAACUUAUUUCCUUAAACAAUGUUCCUCUUCUUGCUAAGCUCUCUCUUUUGUAUGGAGAAUCUUUUGAGGAAUCAGAAAAAUGCGAUCUUGACAAAUUUUUUCAGUCACAUCAUGCUCUUGAGCACCUCCGCUUGGAAUACGGGAGUGUCCAGUUCUUGGUUGCUGAAGUACCAAGAAGGCUUUCCCUUGCUCUUAACCAUCUUAAACGUCUUUGCGUAUUUCUGGAUGGACUAGACGAUCUUUCCUGUGCUCUUUGCUUGCUGCGAAGCUCCCCAUAUUUACAAGAUCUUGAUGUGAAGGUAUCUAUGGAUGAAUCAGAUGAUGAAGCUGAUGACAUUUCUACAAGCUUUUCAGAUGUGACAUUGAAUCAUGUUAGGACGGUUAAAGUUAAAGGAAUAACAGGCACAAAGCUUGAUAUGCAGCUUAUCAAGCUUCUAUUGGCCAAAUCUCCGAUGCUGGUGAGAAUGUUGAUUGAGCCAGACUUUUAUUGGGUAAACAAAGAAAAAGGAGCGGAGAUACUUGCAGAGUUAUCGACAUUUCAGCGGGCAUCACGUAAAGCUGAAAUUGUAUAUCAGCUGGAAAGGGAAUGGAAUUGAGUCAGGAGAAUGCAAUAUUAUAUGGAUGUCUUUUGUCUGGUGGAGAGUAGUAUUUCUAUGACUUGGAUAUGAACCUAAACUUUGGCUGUUUAUUUUCUGUGUUGGUUUGGUUCUCUACUUGCCUCUACCUCGCCAGAUAUGGCUCUAAAUCCUGAUAAAUGGAUUGAAUUUAAGCUGCAAGAUCGAGCACCAGUUAGCCACAAUAGUCAUCUGUUCAGGUUAUUUUUAUCUUAAUAAGAUUGUGGCUUUAAUGCUUUAUUAGUGAUGUUACUCAUUCAUUGAUGACCUCCCUGUGAUAUUCCAUUUUGUAUAGAAGAUUGGGUGUUGUUCGUAGAAGACUAUUUCAUUUUGUAGGUUUCUUACUUUUGUAUACAGGCGUUUUCUUUGCCCAAACAUUAAUAAAAUUAUUUUGUUAUCAAAAAGAAAAUGAUGUCUCUCCCUGUGAACUAAAUCUGGCUUGUUUGGUCAAAAAACUCUGUAGGCAAAUUGAGUUCAUAAUACCACUAUUGCAACUGUGGUCUUACACCAAUUAAAAUAUGAAAAACCAAGCUUUCUAGCCUAUCUGUAUCUAAAGAAGGUGGUUGAAUGUGUGGACUUUAGCUUUUGGGAAGCACUAUUUCCUUUUUAUCCUGCAUCAUAACAUCACCUGAAUCUUGUUAUUGCAUACUGUUUUAGAAGAUUCUAAUAAAAGGUUGGGAAGGUUGGGCAUGUAGAUUAAAGGAAAGAGUCAACUAAUAAGUUUGCUUUUUCAACUAUCUGUUCCUUCUCAAUCUUUUUUCCUUUACUACUCUUUCUUUGGAUUUAGAAAAUGCUAGCUGGCGGGGUGGAAAAAAAACCUUUGGUUUUGUUGCCAUCGGUUGUUUCUGCUAGUACUAAGUAGAUAAUUGUGGACUUCUGUGUAUCGUUUCCACUCACUAUGUUUGCUACUAAAUAUAUCAUGUUGGACUUUCAUGUUAUAACAGGGUAGACUUUACAUUGUAAGGUAGAUAGACUAGCCUCCCGAGCUGGGUUCGUAUAUUUGGUUUUAUGACUGUUGAAAUCCCCUUCAAGUUUUUUUUUUUUUUUUUUUUUGGCAAUCCGCUAGGCAAGCGCCUAGG
Nicotiana tabacum (common tobacco) is the source of this 2551-nucleotide messenger RNA. The record is from RefSeq and is a predicted model, not a curated record. NCBI's taxonomy places the organism in Eukaryota, Viridiplantae, Streptophyta, Magnoliopsida, Solanales, Solanaceae.